Messenger RNA from Xylona heveae TC161, 2168 nucleotides. RefSeq lists its product as hypothetical. The record is from RefSeq and is a predicted model, not a curated record. The coding region runs from base 245 to 1981 and encodes 578 amino acids. Gene Ontology annotation, biological process: DNA-templated transcription. The transcript has 9 exons. Lineage: Eukaryota; Fungi; Ascomycota; Xylonomycetes; Xylonales; Xylonaceae. Gene Ontology annotation, molecular function: DNA binding; zinc ion binding.
UAAUUGGGAAUGUACGUUUGGCCAUGUCGGGCGUAAGCGGUAUUCCGAAGCCUAUGUGAAGGGUUUAUUAGAUAAGGUACAAUCAUACGAAGAGCAACUCAAUGCCCGCUCUCAAGAUUCAGCACAGCCACCAGUUCCUCUUCCUCCUGCACACCCUGACCCUUCCACACCCAACGUGACUGCCCUUGAUGAGCCAACAGUGGAGACCGGAUCUUUUCAUGAUAGCGAGCAGGGCGUUAGUCCAAUGACCGAUUUGACAUCGGGCCCAGCAUUUGAAUCACGAGUCAAGUCACUUCUUGAUAGGAACCAUGCAACCAGAAGCUAUAAUGCUCAUAUUCCCAAGAACACAGCCUCAAACGAAAUAUCUACGCAAUGGACAUCGGCCAGGCCGUUACUAAAUGACCAUGGUGCGCCGACAAUCCCAUCUCCAGAGGAAUCGCAACAACUACUUGAUCGAUUUCUUUUCUACCUGGGUGUUAGCCAGCAGUUCUUUGACCCUCGCACCUUUUCCGACUGCAUGACGCUGCUCUUUCAAAAUGAGGAAACACGGGAAAAUCAAAUGCGCACAACAUGGUUUACAGAGUAUCUGCUUGUCAUGGCAAUGGCAAAGCUGAUCGAUGUGGAAGACCCUUCGUUUCAACCACCAGGAGCAGAUUUAUUUGCAGAGGCGAUGAGACGAUUGCCGCGAUUAUACCAAUUGGGCGAGGAGGGCGUCAUUGCUGUUGAGAUCCUAACGCUUAUCACUACAUAUCUUCAAUGGUGUGACCGGAAGCAUGAUGCAUAUUUAUAUAUUGGCCUUGCAUUACGGCUGGCCAUUGCUCUGGGUUGUGAUAAACCACCCAAAGAGCAAUGCUGUUUGCCUUCAAAAUCUGCCCAUCGGGUGAGAUUGUGGUGGACUGUCUAUAUGCUAGACCGACGUCUUUCAUCUAGUCUUGGACUAGCGGCCGGUGCAGACGAACGACAGCUACAUGCAGAGCUUCCUCAUAACGCCAUUGGAUUUCAAUCUCCCAUUCCUCUUUCUAUCAACGUCCGCAUUGCACGGGCCACGGAUGAUAUCAUGUCGUGCUUGUAUGGGAAUGCAUGCACUACCCAAAUGGAACUUGUCCACAAGAUUCAGGCAAUCCUUCACAGUCUCUAUGACAUUGGCCGUUCUUUCCCCCCUGCUCUUGUCCUGGACUUUAGUCGCCCUCCUCAGGCAGUAACACGGACAGGAGCAUCGCUCUAUCUCAUGUUGUUCCAGGCCAUUAUCCUGUGUGUUCGUCCUAUUCUCUUACAACGCGUUCGUCAGGAGGUCGAGAGGCAAAACAACCAGCAGCCUCCGCAAUCCGUCCCUGUUGUAUUAGCACGUCUGUGUGAAACAUGUAGCGAGGCAGCCGCUAAAAGCCUGGCCAUUCUUUACGCCCUAAAGCGUCAACAAAUCAUUCCCCGAUAUGGCUUUUUUGACCUAGAUGCCACAUUUUCAGCUGCAUUCGUCCUGGUAAUGAUGGGCUUUGUCGAUAAGGCUCAGGACCGACCGCCCGCUGCCCUGGAUCAGGCGUUUGAGAUUCUUCGGUUCUUGUCCCGAGCCGGUAACUUGGCUGCGGAACGCCGUUUACAAGACAUUACACACUCUUGCUUGCAUGUCUGGUCAAACUUUGCCCUGGAAAGAAACCGACAGCAUGCCGAAACAGCACAGGGAUCUAGAUCUGCAGGUGCAAGUGAUAUACGCUUGCCUCAAUCACCACCACCUCCUCAACGUUCCACCGUAGCGGCGGAAGGCUGGACUAAUGACACAGACGAAAGUAGAUUACUUGAGCCGUGGAUGCACCCGGAUGCCAAUAAUACGACUUUUGACAUGCAGGGAGACUGGAACCUGGAUCUUUCGGUCGAGGCUGAGGAGAUUUAUUCCAGCUUCUUCGACCCAUCGAUGCCUCUUACCGGCGUCGAUCACUCGGAUUGGCAAGAGAUUGAGAAAAUAUUUGACAGGCAGAAUGGGGAUUGAAUUUUCUGGAUUUACUUUCUUUUAAACCUUUCUUGUUAGCUUUUGUAUUGGAGACUUGAUGGAUCGAUGGAGCGAUAAAUGGAGUAAACUUCUUUUUUUUUUUCAUCACUAUUCCCUAUUUUUUAGAUACAGAAUAACCAACAUAUAUAUACGCAUGAAAUAAUGCAAAAAGAAACAUUUGCCCGCU